AGCUUUUACGCCUCCACAUAUCAUCUAAACUUGGACUGCUACUGCUAUAUAUAAAAACUGAAAACCCUCUUCAAUUUACAUCAUUUCCACUUUAAAAGUACCAACUCUCCUCCAUCAACAUAUUAAAUCAUCCACAUUAAACACAUAUCCCUCAAAGUGUAGUGAUCCUAUCCCAUCAUCAUCUCCAUCUACAAAGAUCCACAUAACCAUGGUAGAAGCAACAAAUCUAAGUUUUUCUACCCUCAAGCUUCAAUUUUUACACACAGCAGCCUUACUCACCACCGACUCACCCCACCGUGACCGUCCAUCAGGAAUCUCAACGCCACCUCUACAAACCCCAGCCUCAGUCCCAUUCAAAUGGGAGGAAGAACCCGGAAAACCCAGACUCUGCACCCCCAUCAUCACUAACCCACCCUCCAAAUGCUUGGAGCUUCCCCCAGCUUGUAGGAUGCUGCUGUUCAUGGACAACGACGCUCCCCCUAACAAAACCCCCUCCCCGACAACCCUGCUUGAUGGCCCUUACAACGUCGGCAGGCCCAAAUCUUCGUCUUUCAGAUUCUUUAGGGAGGGCCAGGAUUCUCUGUCUUUGGACAGUCGUGCAGCUGCGUGUGGGAGCAACAAGGGUGGAGGCCAGAAAGUUAGAGGCCGCUUCUUUUGGAAAUUGAGAUCUGGCGGUAAAAAGGUAGUGGACGUGGGGGGUAUAUCCGAGUUUUUUUCAACGACCUCAGGCUCAAGCAACAGGUGCGGCAGCAGUGAGGAGAGGAGGGGUGGCGUUGGGAGAAAGAUGGGCAGACAUGAGAGCUUUUCGGGUGUGGCUCAUGCUAAUAAUAAGUCUUCUCACAUGAUCUGGGCUACUAUAUACCAAGGUUUGAAGCAAGUUGUUCAAUGGAAGAGCAGUAGGAACCAAAUCAACAAGCAGCACCACUGAAGGAGGAGCGCUCUUCCCCCAACUUUAUUGUAUCUUUUCACGAUUAACCAUUGCGAAACUGAACAAGAACCCACCCGCCAUGUGAAGGCAAUUACAAUUCCUUAUUUAAUACACACACACACACAUAUAUAUACGUGUGCGCGUGUGUGUGUGUGGUUAUAAUGUUAAUUACUGUCCGCUAAAUUAUGAUCGACCCACCUGGAAUCUUAAUUACUCCUCUGCUUCUCGUCACAGAAAUUUUCUUUCCAAAGUCAAAAGGCGCAAUGCAUGAGGGGUGGAGGUGGUUCAAGUGGGAACCCUACCCCUGCUUAUACUUGGAUCCAGGCUUCUACCCCCAUAAUCUUUGCCAAAUUUCAUAAGGAACAACAUGUUACAUUUUUCUGGAUGGAUUUUUUCUUUAAAAAACAAUAACAUCUUCACAUUAGUCAGACAACAGGAUAGAAGGUUCAGCCGGAGCAAUGGCAAGUUCGUCA
Messenger RNA from Sesamum indicum (sesame), 1401 nucleotides. RefSeq lists its product as uncharacterized. Lineage: Eukaryota; Viridiplantae; Streptophyta; Magnoliopsida; Lamiales; Pedaliaceae. The record is from RefSeq and is a predicted model, not a curated record.